This is a messenger RNA of Symbiodinium necroappetens, 657 nucleotides long. NCBI's taxonomy places the organism in Eukaryota, Dinophyceae, Suessiales, Symbiodiniaceae. The record is from the annotation of a GenBank genome assembly.
AUGGACGUAGGUGCUGUUCGCAACGAAAAUGCGGCACUUUGGCGAAUCUACCAGGUCUCGAAGGAGGUUACGCGGUUGGACUGCGCGAAGCCUCUGAAGGAAGCGCCCUUCAAGAAGUGGACGCCUUUGACGAUGGAGGCUGGCAAGGGCUUCGACUGGAGCGAUUUCGACAUCUGCGAAGAUGCGAACGAAUGGAUUCUCUUCCAUGCCUCCAUUCCAGAGGCGCUCUCUGCCAUUUGCCGCACCGGCUUCACCAUGGCCAAGCUUGGCUCCGGCGGCACCACGGGCGGCGGCGGCCUGUACGGAGAUGGCACGUACUUCGCCGACUCGAUCACGAAAGCUGAUGAGUAUGCUCGGCGCAAGGUGGAGAAGGGUGACUUCGCUGGAUGUCGAGUUGCAGCGAUCUGCCGAGUACUGGGCGGUCGGCAUUUCUACAUGGACAAGGAUGUCAUGGAGAAGGACAAGCCCAAGUUUGCCAAGAGAGUGCUCGAAGGACAUUACAACAGCACCGUGGGAGACCGCCUGAAGGUGAAGAACACCUUCAGGGAGUACGUGGCCUACGAUGCAGCAGCAACCUACAUGGAGUAUCUCAUCUACUACCGGCGCAAAGGCCGGCCUGUCCAUGCUCUCCACUCUUCAUGCAGGUGUUGUGAAUAG